AUGGUACAAAGAGGAACGCGCAUAGGGCCGCUGCCUGGGGGUCGCCGGGGCGCGUCUGGAGCUGGCGCUGGACGCGGCAGCAUGCGGGCCGCCAGCCGAGCGCGAGGAGCUGUACGAUCACCUAGCAGCCCUCCGCAUCCAUCAUCCCCACCAGAAGGCUUGGUGUCGGCUGGGUCUUCUCGGACUCAGCAAGCGGCACCCGCCGCUGGUGGAGCACGUCGCAUGCGUUGGUCACAAACAAUGAACGCAAACGCACUGCGGGCGUACUUUAGGGCAAAAGGGGAAGAAACUGGAUGUUUGGCAUAUCGGGCUCGGAUGCAUCGCUUUUUUGCAGAGCUGGAGCCAUCUCUAUCCGUCACUGAGCAAAACCUGGCAGACCGAGUUCGGUACAUCCUGCGCUCCAACAUAUUUGGUGACGCCGAACUCGAACGACUACGACGUGAGGCUGUUCCCUCAUCGGAUGGAAAUGCUACGGCUGGGAAUGCGGCGCCACUAAUUGCGCAGCAAACUGCAAAUGUGGACGCUGCCGUCAAUAUUCCAUUUGUAGUUGAUUCAGACGAUGAUGGAAUAGUCCCCCACGAACUAGAGAAAAUGAGGAGCAUAUUGGAAGAGUCGAUGCUGGAAACGCGCAGCCUGCCUCUCGAAAAUCGACCGCGACUUCCCCGCAUACCCCUUAGCAAGCGAAAUCGGGCUGUCGUGCGGGCUCUUAACCCAAUGCUGGUGACCUAUUUGGAAGCCAGCCGGGACCUUUGCGAGACGGACUCUAUUCUUUUUGGCGCCGCACUGGCAGUAUGCCGUAUUAUUGGCGCCAAACUUCCCAUGGCUGGACGUGCUACUCAACAAGGUAGUGCCAUCCCAGCCUGGAGAAAAAGAAUCGAGGACCGUAUCGCAAAGGCAAGGGCCCUAUCGGCAGACCGACAAGCUUCAGGUCGGCCGGAUAUCACGCAGAAACUAACGGAGCGCAUAGAUGACCUGAAGCAAAAAAUCGCUGCUUGGGGGAAGCGGAUUCGACGAUUUAGCGAGAGGUCAAGGCGGUUCAACCAAAAUCGUCUCUUCCAGAGUGAUCAGAAGAGGCUCUAUAAAUCAUUAGAGCGACCAGAGGUAUGUGGAGCGGGCCCAGGGACCGGAUCAGGCGACACUGUCGCAUUUUGGCGUGGCCUGUGGUCAGAGCCCGUAAACCACAGCGAGGGCCCUUGGAUGGAAGUUGUGGCGAGCCGGAGUGCAAGUGUUACGCCUAUGGACCCCGUCACCAUAACGCCUGAAGACGUGGCUGAGGCGGUCCGUAGGGCCCCGAACGGAAAAGUCCGGGGCUCGACGGACUGCAUCAUUACUGGCUGA
Parnassius apollo (apollo) is the source of this 1338-nucleotide messenger RNA. The record is from the annotation of a GenBank genome assembly. NCBI's taxonomy places the organism in Eukaryota, Metazoa, Arthropoda, Insecta, Lepidoptera, Papilionidae.